Molecule: messenger RNA, 2475 nt
Organism: Lepisosteus oculatus (spotted gar)
Lineage: Eukaryota; Metazoa; Chordata; Actinopteri; Semionotiformes; Lepisosteidae
Source: RefSeq, a predicted model, not a curated record
UGUGUCCCUAAUGCUGACGUUUUGAAUAAGGAAGUGUAUGAAGUCUUUAUGAAAGAAAGACGUGUAGUGGUACAAUGAGCUGUAUCUGCAAUCGAGACGAAGUAACGUUUUGAAAUAAUUUAACCCGUAAUGGAGAACUGGAGCCUUAUAUCGCUUUGUGUUCUGUUGGCUCUGACGGCGAGAUGGGCAGUCUCUUUGAGCUCAUAUUCAGGUGCAGGCAAGCCACCAAUGUUUGGGGACUAUGAAGCUCAGAGACACUGGCAAGAAUUGACCUAUAAUCUUCCUGUUCAGCAAUGGUACUUCAAUACCAGUGACAACAACCUCCUCUACUGGGGUCUUGAUUAUCCACCUCUAACAGCUUACCACAGUCUUCUCUGUGCUCACGUAGCUCGGUUAAUAAAUCCAGACUGGAUUGCCUUGCACACAUCACAAGGUUACGAAAGCAUCACUCACAAGUUAUACAUGCGAGCCACAGUUCUGGUUGCCGACAUCUUAAUAUACAUUCCAGUAGUCCUUCUGUACUGUUUCUGUUUGAGUGAAGGGUCUGCAAAAAAGAAGGUUUCUACAAUGCUGUGCAUCUUGCUGUAUCCAGGACUGAUUUUAAUUGAUUAUGGACAUUUUCAAUAUAACUGUGUGAGUCUGGGUUUGGCCCUCUGGGGAGUGCUGGGCCUGGGGCAGGGCUGGGAUUUGUUUGGCUCCUUCGCGUUCAGCUUGGCUCUGAACUACAAGCAAAUGGAGCUAUAUCACGCAUUGCCAUUUUUCUGCUAUCUCCUAGGGAAGUGUACUAAGCAGGGUCUGACAGGCAAAGGAUUGGUCCACCUGAUGAAGAUUGCAGUCACAGUGAUAGGCUCCUUUGCUCUUUGCUGGCUGCCUUUCCUGUCAGACUCCCAGCAGAUCUUUCAGGUUCUCCGUCGGCUCUUUCCUGUGGACCGAGGUCUGUUCGAGGAUAAGGUGGCCAACACAUGGUGCAGUCUAAGUGUUCUGAUUAAGAUAAAAAACCUGGUGUCUCCUCAAUCACAGCUAUAUCUCAGUUUUGCUGCCACUCUUCUCUUUCUUUUGCCCUCUUGUGUAAAAUUGUUCAUUGAUCCUACAUUCCGGGGAUUCAAACUAGCACUGGUGAACUGCUCAUUGGCAUUUUUUCUAUUUUCCUUUCAAGUUCAUGAAAAGUCAAUUCUUCUCCCUGCACUUCAACAGCCACUCAACCGGAAGUACAAUGCGGCUCCAAGGAAAGAAGGAAAGCGAGUGUUUUGGACUGCAAAUGGAGGAGAGGCUCGUCGAACUUUGGAGCCAGCACAGAUGUCUGUUUACUUUCGUGCCAUGCCUUUUCUCUUAUUCCGGUGUGCUCCAUGUUAAUUGGCUGCCAAAAUGAGGUGAAUUCGCAGGACUUUCGCAGUGCAAUAUGAGAUUUGGAACCGUGAUGAAAAGUUGUGAGGGAAUCGUGUAAUUAGUCACCCCCUGCGAUUCCAAGUCGUAUAAUUGACACCCUCUAGGACAGAAAAGGCAGCAAAUUUCAGCAACUGCAGUCAUUAAAUUUAACAUGCUCUCUGACUAGAAGUGGUGAAGAGUCAUGUAGUGUGGAUUUUGUGAGAAAAAAAAACCCACGGGAAACAACAGUUUGUUUAAUGGAUUUGAUGAACAAUGCAUUAACCAAAAAGCCUACAUGAACCAAGCUUCCAAUAUCCAUCUUAAGGGUACAUGUUCAAGUUAGGGCCUGUCCUUGAAUCUUUAUUCAGAGUCUGAAACGCUCCUCAGAUGGACUUAAGCCAUUGAGUUCCUGAAUAUAGACUACACAUUACACUAUAAGCAUCCUUAUCUUUACUUUUUAGGCAAACUAAGUUUACCUUUAAAUAACAGCUCUAGUUAGAAGUGGACCCAAAUGGAAAUGGCUGACCAAAAGUCAUACUUGACUUUUUUCUUAAAUUAGGGAUAUUAAUUGUUUACAGCACAGUGUAUAAAAAGAGAGAGCAGCUGUAUGCUUAGUUCUUACAGCAUGGAUUUUGUUACAGAUUUUACUUAUCUAUUAAUCUAGAUUAUCCAGAUUGUUGCUUUAUUAACUAUUGAGUUAUGUCUUGCACCUGUUUAAAAAUCAAUCAGUAAUGCGUGGUCCUGGAUUUGGAAAGAAUGCAUUUCAGCAGCAAAGUAUGUUGUUUGAAUAGGAUCAAUUAUGAAGCUGUUGGAAUGGGUGUAACAAGAUCAGGAAAGCAGGACCUAUAAUUACUUGAUCAGUGUAAUAUGGAACCUGGCUCAAUGAAGUAUGCAAUCCUAUCAGUAAAAUACAUAUUUAAUCUUGAUUGAAAUAGCUUGGCCUUGAGCUGUAAUGGUUAUAUAUUUUUAAUUAUCCAUUCAGUGUGAAGCAAUUUCCACGUUAUUAAAUUUAAUUUGUCUGUUAUUGGUAUUUUACACGCCAUCAAUAGAUAUUAACCGUCAGUACUACUGCAGUUUGGCCUUAAUAUAAUUUUUAAUGCACAAGAUUGU